This is a messenger RNA of Histoplasma mississippiense, 1332 nucleotides long. RefSeq lists its product as hypothetical. Lineage: Eukaryota; Fungi; Ascomycota; Eurotiomycetes; Onygenales; Ajellomycetaceae. Gene Ontology annotation, biological process: L-aspartate biosynthetic process. The coding region runs from base 1 to 1332 and encodes 443 amino acids. Gene Ontology annotation, molecular function: L-aspartate:2-oxoglutarate transaminase activity; pyridoxal phosphate binding. The record is from RefSeq and is a predicted model, not a curated record. The transcript has 6 exons. Gene Ontology annotation, cellular component: cytosol.
AUGGCUCCUGCACCGCAAGAAAGCCUGUUCAGCACUUUGGAAAUCCCUCAAUAUGAUGAGGUUUUCGGACUCAUGGCUCAAUUUGUGGCUGACUCUUCGCCGCAGAAGGUCAGUCUUGGAGCCGGAGUGUACAGAGACAAUGAGGCCAAGAGCUGGAGGUUAAACAUCGUGAAAAAAGUCGAAAAACAACUGUGUGAAGAUCCGACGUUUGACCAUGAAUAUCUUCCUAUUGAAGGGUACCAGCCAUUCGUGGAUGCAGCGAGGGAUCUGGUCUUUGGGAACAGCUGCCCCAUUGCCAAAGGCCGCAUUGCCAGCUUGCAAACGGUUUCGGGAACAGGCGCAAACCAUCUCGGUGCUCGUUUCCUCAAAGAACACCUCCCUCGUCUGAUCUCACCGUCCUCCUCGUCCGCUACUCCAACCCGAAAAAUCUGGCUCUCAGACCCUACCUGGGCCAACCACCAUUUGAUCUGGGACCUGGUCGCCUCAAGCUCCACCGGAAGCCCCAUCAAGACCGUUCUCUACCCUUACUACCACGCCCAGACCCGCUCCUUCGAUUUCGAUGGCAUGAUCCGCACACUGGAAGCUAACGCGCAGCGCGGGGAUGUCAUCCUUCUGCAUGCCUGCGCGCACAACCCCACGGGUCUUGACCCCACCAGAGCCCAGUGGGAGGCCAUCGCCUCUCUGUGUCAGAGGAAGGGGAUAUUCCCAUUCUUCGACUCUGCGUAUCAAGGUUUCGCGUCGGGGGAUCUGGAUAAUGACGCCUGGGCCAUGCGAGAGUUUGUCGCGCGUGGGAUGGAGAUGUGUGUGGCGCAGAGCUUUAGCAAGAACCUGGGCCUCUAUGGGCAGCGCGUUGGGGCUUUUCAUCUCGUGUGCCACACCGAGGAUUCGGCCAGAAGGGCUAGGUUCCAGCUCAUUGAGUUGCAAAGGGGGGAGAUUUCGGUGCCGCCUGCUUAUGGUUCAAAAAUCGCAGCUGCAGUCCUCAGAGAUCCUGCCAACGUUAUCGAAUGGAAACAAGACCUGUCUAUCAUGAGCAGCAGGAUAAAAUCCAUGCGACGCGCGCUGUACGAUGAGCUACGCCGUCUAGGCACGCCUGGCAACUGGGACCAUAUCAUCAAUCAGAUCGGCAUGUUUUCAUACACCGGUCUGACCAAGAAGCAGAUCAAGACCCUGAGAGAAAAAUAUCAUAUUUAUAUGCUUGAGUCGGGGAGAGCGUCGAUUUCUGGACUGACCACCAAUAACGUCAAGUAUGUCGCCGGCGCCUUUGACGCGGUGAUAGAGAGUAGCCCUCCUACUGGCUCCGCGGUCAAGAACAGAGUUCAAGAAAGCAAGUAA